Molecule: messenger RNA, 1367 nt
Organism: Sphaeramia orbicularis (orbiculate cardinalfish)
Lineage: Eukaryota; Metazoa; Chordata; Actinopteri; Kurtiformes; Apogonidae
Product: pappalysin-2-like
Exons: 3
Coding region: 15-287 (90 amino acids)
Biological process (GO): cell surface receptor signaling pathway; proteolysis
Molecular function (GO): metalloendopeptidase activity
Source: RefSeq, a predicted model, not a curated record
UCUGCACCGGGCUGAUGAAGUGGUAUCCCGACCCUCGACACAUCCACUGCAUCCAGUCAUGUGAGCCUUUUGGAGGGGACGGCUGGUGCGACACCAUCAACAACCGGGCCUAUUGCCAGUACGACGGAGGAGACUGCUGCCCGUCCACGCUGUCCAGCAGGAAGGUCAUUCAGUUUGGGGCCGACUGCAAUCAGGACGAGUGCACUUGCCGUGAUCCGGACGCUGAGGAGAACAAGAGCAAAGCCAAGCGCUUGGAAGGGGGCGGAGCCAGAGGAGGAAUGCAAUAAGACGGAGGGAUGAAAGCGGCUGAACUCGUGUUAAACAGAGUCAAACCGCAGACUUUACAACCACAACAAACAAACAAAAAAAUAUCGGAUUUUUUACCAUUUUUUGCUAUGUGAAGAAUGUGAUUGAAGUCAGACUUCAUACAAUAAAAGGCCAUUUUUACUUCAUCAGAAAUUAUGUUACUGUUAAAAAGCCUCCAAGUCUGAGUCAUGUUGGGUUUUUUUUUUUUUUUGGAAGUGUGAUUCCUGUGUUCCUGCUUGGACAGAGGAGGACAUCAUGGACUGGUUUUUGCUGUUAAGUUAAGGUGAUCUCCACCUCAAAAAGCAGAACGUUCUAUUUUAACAGGAGGCAACACAACAGACGACAACCUCUGCGUAGAAAAAAAAACAUCUUAUCCACUUCAGUACAAGUCGUUAUAAUCGAAACAAAUCACUGCUGCAAAUAGAUUCAAGUGCUUUUCUGGAAUUGAUUAGUCCCGGGAUGAAGAAACCGAAAAGGACCCACGCUUACGCCGACUAUGUACAGAAUCCAGAAAAUAAAUAAGACACAAUAUUUCAGUCAGUCUGAAACCAAAACAGAAAAAUAUAUCAUCUAGGGGCUGCACGAUAUGGUCAAAAACCUCAGUUAUAUGCAUUUGACAUGUGUAUUUUACAUGGUAAUGGUAUAUAUCACAUACACUCAUUGUAACUUUAAUUAAGAACUGGCUUAAAUAAUCAUAGAAACUAUACUAGAGAAGCUUCACACAGGUCUAGUUUAACCUAUGGAACUCUGGUGGAUUAAAAAAAAAAAAACCCUGAUUGUGUUUCAUGCAGUUCAUUUGGAUCUGAUAUAAGGCUCACAACAACAAAAAUAUCCUUAUUAUAGCUGCAGAUGCAUGUCACGAAGGAUUUAAGUUUUCACUUACUGCCAUUUCUUACUUCUGUUCAUUCCUCUGAUGCAGUAUCAUAUCCCUGAGUCCAUAAAACACUGUUCAUUCCAACAAUUUACAUGCGAUAUUAACACUUAAAGACUCAAACAUUCACCGUCAACCAAAAAAAAAGCCUCAAAGUCUGUUGAUCCAUUAAUCCUAUCAAUACUUGUAA